Molecule: messenger RNA, 1651 nt
Organism: Pectinophora gossypiella (pink bollworm)
Lineage: Eukaryota; Metazoa; Arthropoda; Insecta; Lepidoptera; Gelechiidae
Product: protein AAR2 homolog
Exons: 5
Coding region: 97-1329 (410 amino acids)
Biological process (GO): spliceosomal tri-snRNP complex assembly
Source: RefSeq, a predicted model, not a curated record
GACAAUACUGACAUUUAGAAAAUGUAAACAUAUUGAUUGGGGUUGUAUUUUUAUCACAUUUUAUUGAUCUGCGUUCACGAGAAGGUGUAGUACACGAUGAAUAUUGACCAAGAAACGGCGAAAAAGCUCCUUGUCGAAGGAGGAACGUUUGUUUUCCUCGGGGUGCCCCCGGAGACGCAAUUUGGUAUCGACAUGCAAUGUUGGAAUACUGAAGAAGACUUUCGCGGCAUAAAGAUGAUCCCACCGGGUUUGCAUUAUAUCCACUACUCGUCAGUGAGUAAAGGAUCAGGCGAUGUUGGUCCCAGGUCUGGAUUUAUGCAUAACUUCCAGCAGAAAGAGUUCCUUGUAAAGAUGUGGGACAAAAAAACUGAAGAUAUGAGCAAGGAAGAAAUAAGUGAUGAAAGUAUACAACGCUUGAAAGACAACCUGUUGAACUUGGAUCGCCAUUUGGGACCAUACCCAUAUGAUAUAUGGCAAAAAUGGAAACUACUCACUUCACAGAUGACAGCUGAACUCGUUGCAAAACUGUCACCGGAAUGUGGAAUCAUCAGAGCUUCAGUUGAGCUAUUGUCUACUACCGACGCCGACAGACCAAGAGGUGUCAAGUCACAAAGCUCAGCCGAGAAGGAAGAUGGCACUAAUCCAGAAGAAUCACCAACAACAGACCCUUUGGCACUUGAUGAGGCUAUUCCAGGGCAAUCUGAUGCUAAGAGGGCGAAAAGAAUCACACAGGAAGAAAAAGAAGAUGCAAUGUUGCCAGAUUUGAAACCAGCACCAGGCACUGCUAUGAGGUUCACUGAAAUACCAAGAGACAAAUAUCCACCAGGAUCCACACCUGAAGAGAUCACAAAACACUAUUUGGACCAGUCUUACUGCUUAGAGCUGAUGAUUGCUCAGCAUGAAGAACCUCUACAUAUCAUAGGUGAGCUACAGUUUGCAUACAUUUGCUUCCUUAUCGGACAUUCCCUUGAAGCUUUCGAGCACUGGAAGAAUCUCGUCUUAGUCCUAUGCUCCUGCGACGACGCUAUCCACAAAUACAGGAGUGUCUUCUUCCAUUUCAUUCGUACUAUUGAAGUGCAAAUCGAAGAAAUGCCAGAGGAAAUGCUUGCUGAUAUCGUCAUGAACAAGAACCUAGUUUACAAGAAACUGCGCGAAUUCUUUCGCACAGCAUACGUGAGCAAAGUCGAUGGUCGACUUCUGACGAUGAUCGAAAGGUUCAAAGAAAACUUGACUGAGAAGCUGCAGUGGGAUUUCACAGGACUCGAUGCCGAUGAAGAAGAUGAAAGGCCAGUUGUCGUUCAUCUAGUUGAAGAAACAGAAAUAGACUAAACCAGUACUAAACUCUUUUAGUAUGAAAAAUAUCAAUUCUAGACAAAUAUUUUCUAAUAGUAAUUAUGUACUGUGUACAUCCAAGUUUUUAUUUUUAUUAUUUAAAAGGUUUAUUAGUUCCCUAUUGAAUGUCUUAAAAAUAAUUACUAAUUCUUUAAUAUUCGCUCUCUGUAUCAAUCACCCCAGUAAGUGUGUAACAGUAUUAGUGACAAUGUAAUCGGUAGAUAUUUAUCUGCACUUUUCUCUAUACUUUGCAGAUUCAAUUCUCAAUGUUUUAAUUAAUUCUGGUUACUACAACAGUCAAUAAAGUGUACCUGCAUAA